Kogia breviceps (pygmy sperm whale) is the source of this 4144-nucleotide messenger RNA. The record is from RefSeq and is a predicted model, not a curated record. Lineage: Eukaryota; Metazoa; Chordata; Mammalia; Artiodactyla; Physeteridae.
CCUGGACGCGGGCGGCGUCAACGUCACCCACUGGUUUGGCAGGACUGGCCUCCUCAUGGUCUUCGCCCCAGAACACCAGGAGGGUUUGCGGUUCUGAGACCACGCUUCCCUCCUUCCUGAGAAACCGGACGUUGUGUAUCCAUUCUGAGCAUCACUUUCCACCAGGUGCCGCGCUGGACCCUGAGGAGGAGGACAAAGCGGUGUGAACCAGGGUUUCUGAAAGUCCGCUGCAGCUCUGAGUCUCCGGAGCUUUUCAAAAUUCCCACGCCCAGUCAGCACCCCAGACCAAUUGCAUCAGAAUCUCCCGGAAUGGGAUACAAAACAUUCAAAUUUUUUAAAGUUCAAGGGUUGAUUGCAAAAGGACUCAAGAUUGAGAACCGGAGAACUAAAAUAUCGGUGGAGACUGGCUGAGGAAACAAAUACUCUAGUACCUAGAAAAAUACUGGGCUUAUUAGUUUGAUGCCUAGAGGAUUAACUGUUAUUUUUGUUUUCACUUCUACAUUGUAUGAAAAAUUUAUCUCUGUUACUUAUGAUACUUAGGCAAGGAACUACUUAGAAUGAGUGGGACAGAGCAUGCCCUCCACUCCUCACUGGUGGUUAACUCUCAGUUAUUUGCCAGGAAAGAUACCAAAGCGGGAAUGAUGUGAAAGAUGGACUAUCCAAGCUUUAUUCAUUUUUUUCCCCUUGCCAUUUGUGUUACCAAAGAGGUUUGUCUAAUUAAGUAAUGAACUCAUGUACUUGAGGAGUCAACAUACUUUGCCAAGAUUCACACCAACUGAUCGGCUCAGUUUUAGCCUUUGCCUAAAAGAUUUAUUCCUUAUAUGGACGCUCCCAUUCCCCAAUGCUGCAACUGCACCUGCAUGAAAAUGAACUGCCUGGAUGUUCUGUGGACCCAUUCUGCACAACAUCAUACAGGGUUUAUCAGUCACCGGAGAUGCAUGACACAUUGUGCCAGGAUGGACAUAGUCGACUGCUUUACUGGGAAGAGGACACGUUAACUGCCCAUCAGUCCACCUGCGUUUAGAUUUCUUAUCCCAGGUACUUUGUGCUGGAUUUUGAGGCUGGUAUCCUGCAGUAUUUUGUGAAUGAGCAAAGCAAACACCAGAAGCCUCGAGGGGCCCUGUCUCUGUCCGGCGCCAUCGUGUCCCUGAGUGACGAAGCGCCCCAUAUGCUCGUCGUGUACUCUGCCAACGGGGAGAUGUACAAACUGAGAGCUGCUGAUGCAAAAGAGAAACAGUUCUGGGUGACUCAGCUUCGAGCUUGUGCCAAAUACCACAUGGAGAUGAAUUCUAAGACGACUCCAAGCUCCCGAAGCCGAAGUCUCACUUUGCUCCCCCAUGGAACACCCAAUUCUGCAUCUCCCUGUAGCCAGAGACACCUCGGUGCGGGGGCCCCCGGCGUGGUCACAAUCACACAUCACAAGUCGCCUGCUGCCGCCCGAAGAGCGAAGAGUCAGUAUUCCGGCCAGCUUCAUGAAGUCAGAGAGAUGAUGACCCAGGUGGAAGGACAACAGAAGAACCUGGUGCAUGCCAUCGAGUCUCUGCCGGGGUCCGGGCCCCUCACUGCCUUGGACCAGGACCUGCUGCUCCUGAAAGCUACCUCUGCUGCCACCCUCAGCUGCCUUGGGGAGUGCCUGAGCCUGCUCCAGCAGAGCCUGCACCAGGCCAGUCAGCCCAGCCACAGGCCGGGGGCCUCGGAAAGCAUCCUGGGAUGGCACGGGCCUAAGUCACACUCCACAGAGCAGCUGAAAAAUGGGACACUUGGCUCUUUGCCAUCGGCCAGCGCCAGCAUAACCUGGGCCAUUUUACCCAACUCCGUGGAGGAUGAACAAAGCUGCCCACCAGAGCCAGAGCCAAACUCAGGCCCCGAAUUGGUUUUGUCAGAAGAUGAGAAAAGUGACACUGAAGAUCAGGAAGAGACAGAAGUGGGCGUCAUGGAGGAUCAGCGCAGUGUAAUCCUUCACCUCAUUUCUCAGCUCAAACUUGGAAUGGAUCUGACCAAGGUGGUGCUUCCCACGUUCAUUCUCGAGAAGCGGUCCUUGCUGGAGAUGUACGCAGACUUCCUGGCACACCCAGACCUGCUGCUGGCUGUCACCGCAGGGGCCACGCCACAGGACAGGGUCAUCGGCUUCGUGGAGUAUUACCUCACCGCCUUCCACGAGGGCCGCAAGGGCACCCUGGCCAAGAAACCCUACAACCCCAUCAUCGGCGAGACGUUCCACUGCUCCUGGGAGGUUCCCAAGGACAGGGUCCAGCCCAGGAGGACUGCUGCCCCCGAUCCCUCUGGCCAUGAACACCCGAUGGCCGACGACCCUUCCAAGAACUACAAAAUGCGGUUCGUGGCCGAGCAGGUGUCCCACCACCCGCCCAUCUCCUGCUUCUACUGUGAGUGCAAGGAGAAGAGGCUGUGCAUCAACACUCACGUAUGGACCAAAAGCAAGUUCAUGGGCAUGUCCGUGGGGGUCUCAAUGAUCGGGGAAGGUGUGCUGCGGCUCCUGGAGCAUGGGGAGGAGUAUGUGUUCACCCUGCCCAGUGCCUACGCCCGGUCCAUCCUCACCAUCCCUUGGGUGGAGCUCGGAGGAAAAGUCAGCAUCACCUGCGCCAAGACUGGGUACUCAGCGACAGUGAUCUUCCACACAAAGCCUUUCUACGGGGGGAAGGUCCACAGGGUCACAGCCGAAGUGAAGCACAACCCGACCAACACCAUUGUGUGCAAAGCCCACGGGGAGUGGAAUGGGACCCUAGAGUUCACCUACAACAACGGGGAGACCAAGGUCAUUGACACGACCAUGCUGCCAGUGUACCCCAAGAAGAUCCGACCCCUGGAGAAGCAGGGCCCCAUGGAGUCCAGGGUGACGGCUGGGUAUACUUCAAUCCGCUUUGGAAGGCACACUAAUGCGUGGAGAUGCAGAGCUUUCAGAAAUGGUCCUGUUUUUGUAGGAAUUAAAGUGGUACAGUAUCAAGGUUCUGCUUGGUAUUCCCUGAGACCUCUUGAUAGUGUUCAAGACAUGGUACCUGAGAGAGAAAUUAUGUACUGUGAAAAAUGCACCCCCAGACUCUACUAUGGGAUUGAAUUUAUUCAAGAGCCAUGUGGGGCAUGCGUGUGCACACACGUCUGUGUGCAAGCUCUUGGCACACUGUAUGUUCACACGCAUGCGCUAUGCCUGCUGGAUAUUAUCACACAUGUAAAUAGUGCACUUACCAAUAUUGAAGUGGGUAAUUAUGAGCUCCUUUUUAUCAAUGAGGUUUGAAGUUUUCUACUUUUCACUUUACCAAAUACUUUUGCACUCACCAAGUAUUCUCCAAUUGACAACUCCUGUCCAAAGGUGAACUGGCGUGGCUCUACUGCUGUCCCUCUGGUAGAAGGUGGCUGUCAUUUCAGAAUUAUCGGGGUGCUUCCCACUCCCCUCCCAAGUCAACAUUUGUUUGUCCGUAUGCAAGACAGAUCAACUGCCAUUUCCUGCUGGAUGGGGAGCGGGCAGAAAGCUGUUAAAGGUUUAUGCCGGAGCCUUCCAGGAUGGAGCACCCCUGGGAGAGCCUAGAGCCAGGCCUACCUUAGAAUGUUCCUCCCAUCUCCUUGCCCCAGAAGCUUUCUGAUAAUUUCUCAUGCUCAAAGCUCUAGUCAUACAAUUUUCAGAAGCUGCUUCUUUCAUGGUAGAAAACAAGUCAUAUGGAGACUGCACUACUUUUAUCUUGAAAAAAAGGGCUUUAGAAAUGAAAUACACGCAUGCAUAUACAAACAUGCACCACCACAGCCUCAAUCUUAUAUUUCAUUUGGGGAAAGAGAAAAGAAUAUCCUGUGGAUUUUUUUAAAAUGCACCUCUUGUUUGACCCGAAUUCUGCAAGGAAACCACUGUGAUUAAAACAUCCAUAAAGUCUGCAUAAGUGUUUCAUGGUUUCAGUUCAUUUUCAGUCUUCAGCCUUUACAAAUGAGGUCAAGACAUGACCAGAAUAUAAAGCAAGGAGAAAAUGAAGUAUUUGAUCUUUGCUCAAUGCUUAAUUUAUUUUUUACUGUGCCACUCUAAUGAGAAUAUUUAUACAAUCCAGUAGCAUGAAUGCUUCUCUGUAGUAAUACUAAUUUUGUGCCUUUUGUCUGCUUUCUUAAGACCAAUUGUUCACACUUUGUAGAUAUUAGACAAAUAUAU